Molecule: messenger RNA, 363 nt
Organism: Alternaria burnsii
Lineage: Eukaryota; Fungi; Ascomycota; Dothideomycetes; Pleosporales; Pleosporaceae
Exons: 2
Coding region: 1-363 (120 amino acids)
Source: RefSeq, a predicted model, not a curated record
AUGGCGAGCUUUGCCAAAACCGCCAGUCAUCAGGCUACCAGCAGCCGUGCAACUAUCGCGAUAUUAUCUUCACAGCAUGAGAGAGGCACUCCACCACAUCCGUCCAGGAUACAUCCCCCAUAUGCUUGCGGUCAAUACCCGGAAGUGCAAGACACGGUGGAGCGAAAGCGUAAUCCUCUGCAGUCCUUGAAGAGUAGAGGCCCAAAAAAACAACGAAACGAUAUCAAUAAGCACAGGUCCUUCAAGGUCAAGAAUCCUCCAGAUCGAAUACCGAACAGACAAGCAUCUUGUCAAGACACAGCGUUUCUGAGCCUACAAUCCUACCAGUCAGUGAAUCUUGAUUGCAAUACGUGCGUACACUGA